CAGUUAUAUAAUGAUACGAAGUGACUAUAUGACCGGCAGCCGGUCACGGUUUAUAAAAUACUAAAUGGCCGGCAGUCUAGUGACUAUAGUUAAAGUUUAAUUUUUAUAAGAUAAACCUAUCCCCAACCCCAAACCCUUUCUAACCCUAACCCCUAACCCCUAACCCUAACCUUUUGAGAGUUAGAAAAGUCGGGAAAAAAAGUUUAAAAAAUUUUAAGAAAAAACAAUGCUAAGUCAGACAAAACACAUCGCGACCCCGACUGCGCUUAACCUUUCCGCACGCAGCGCCCUUGCCGUAUGAGCUAACAGCAAGCUCGGUAAAAGUUAACGCAAACAAAAGUUUUUAUAUUCAACUAUAGUCACUAGACUGCCGGCCAUUUAGUAUUUGAUAAACCGUGACCGGCUGCCGGCCAUAUAGUCACUUCGAUAAUGAUACGGCAGAACUUACGGUCACUUAGUAUAUCAUAUGCUUCGGCAACCUGUUUGAAUUUCCGUUCAGCCCCAGGUUCUUGAGUUUUGUCUGGAUGGAAUUUCAGUGACAAUCUUCUAUACCUUCAAAGAUAAAAAAUGAGAUAUUGUUACUUUACCCAGGUGACAGACUGCCAGCAAAAUAUUAACAAAGUAGGGUACAUAUAAAAUUCUUGUUUAACCCAAUGUUCUUAUUAUAUAAAUUUGACUUAUUAUUCAAUAGUCAAAUUUCUUUACUAAAUUACUACUGUAUGAAAACAAUAUUGCAAAAAAAUAUAGACACAAGGGUUACUUUUGACACGGGUUACUAGGACAAUGAUGAAGUCAGAAAUUUUGUACAUUUCUGUAAUAUCAUUUCUAUUUAACAAAUUUAUACAUAUCCAUUGGCUAUAUUGAAAACUAAAAAGCUGGACGAAAUAUGCCCUAGUGUAUAUACUUACGAUUUCUUUAUGUCUGCAUCGCUCGCUCCUUUUGUGAGCUCAAGAAUGCUGUAAUAAUCUUGACCCAUUUUGUUUUUCUCUUCUCUUUCAAAAUGGCCGUUCUUUUUUAUUUUACAUGUUGCCAUGACAACCUUGUUGCCAUGCAACCACGUGCUGCGUGGAUGCCACGCGUAUCCCACGCGAGAAUCCCGGGGAUACGCCUCUGAGUAUUAAUCUCGUAGGGUAAAAUGUCCCUACGAAAUACGUCCCUACGAAAUAAGUUCCCAGGUACAAUUCUCGAAGAGUAAAGUACCGGAGAUAAGAUCCUAGGUAAUAAGUUCGCAAGAACAAUAUAAAAAACAUGGCUGCAAUUUCAACGUGUCGUUUUCACCGGUUUCUGAAGAAAUCUAUGGUUUGUAAAAACCUUACUUCAUCUCUGGUUGCAAAGAAUCAAGCAAAGCAUGCUUCUACUUUCACAUAUGUUGCUGAAACACCUCAGACUGAUGGUAUAAAAUAUUGUACUAUUUACAGUAAUAUUUGUAUAAACUUGAAAAAAUCUUAUAAACCAUUAAUAUUGUAUCAAAUUUCCUUCCCAUCUUUAACAUAUUGAAUGUAUUGUCCAGCCACAAUUUGAAUGUAACAGUUAUUGUAAGCCUGUUACCCAUUCUCGUACCCAGAGCCCUUCUUACGCGCGGUGCGAUGAGGGGCUCUGGCCAAAUCCAUUUUAACCGGAUACCAUAAAAACAUGGUAAGAAAACAAUAUCCGGUGUUAGAACUAGCCAAUCAGAUGCCAGUUCGGAAUAUGGAUUUGGCCAGAGCCCCUCGUCGCACCGCGCGUAAGAAGGGCUCUGGGUACGAGAAUGCCUGUUACCCUAAUCCAACCUCAUCGGCUCGUCCCAGGGCCCUGACCCCACAGGUUCUCAUGGCAAGGUCACAAUUUCUAGAGGGCUGCAGAUCUUGUAAACAAAAUGAUGUGUCUUUACACGAUUACGCAGGCCCUGCAGAAUCUGUGUGUGAUCUUCCCAUGGUGCAGCUGGGCCUGCAGAAUCUGUGUGUGAUCUUCCCAUGGUGCAGCUGGGCCUAUGUUGGAGGCAGAUCUUAAUCCCAACCUUGAUCCCUAUGCUGAUCCUAUUAUGUAUAUUAGGAGAAGUCAAAAGAAUGAACUUAUUCCAGGCUUUAACAGAUGCAAUGGACAUUGUACUAGAGACUGAUGAAUCUGCUGGUAUGUUUGAACACCUCCACACUUAAGCCCAUUUUUCCACUACACAAAUUUGUUCGUGCAAAGCAACUUUUUCCUUUGUCUGCAUCACAUAUCACAAAGCAAAAGCGAUGCGACAAAGGAAAGUUGCUUCGCACAACUUUGAAAAACAAACUUUAAGCAUUGAUCUGUAUGUCAUAUUUACCAUGAGGGGCCGGUCGUGUUUGAAUAUUGAAAUAUUGAUAUAUAAGCAUUUGAUUCAUAUUGUAGUUAUAUUUGGUGAGGAUGUGGCAUUUGGAGGGGUGUUUAGGUGCACUGUUGGACUCAGAGAUAAAUAUGGUAAGUUAUAGUCAACAAAGCAAUUAUGACUUAUUUUGCAGACUGAGAUUUGUCCUAUGAUUUCAAAACAAAUGAUUAUGUUAUUCUAUAAUUUGUUUCUAGGUAAAGACAGAGUAUUUAACACUCCAUUAUCAGAACAAGGAAUUGUCGGGUUUGGGAUAGGCGUGGCGACUGCUGGGUCAACAGCCAUCGCAGAAAUCCAGUUUGCAGAUUACAUUUUUCCUGCUUUCGACCAGGUACAAGAUGAAGCCAAAGUAACUUUCAAAACCUCAUGAGCAUUUCAGCAAAUUAAAUGAGUAAAUCACAUUACACAUUCCACUAUUUUUAGUUAUUAAAUGAAGCAGCCAAAUUUCGAUAUCGAACUGGUAAUUUAUUUGAUUGUGGCAAGUUGACAGUUCGGGCACCAUGUGGAGCAGUUGGUCAUGGAGCUUUGUAUCAUUCACAGUCAGUUGAAGCAUUUUUUUCACAUAUACCUGGUUUGAAGGUCAGUAGUGUUAGACUGUCUUCCUCUUAUCUAUGACCUGAAUCUAUCCCUCCCUUAUUGGAUACUACCGUUAUUUGAAACUCUCUUUUGAAAGGUUGUAAUACCUCGAGGACCAAUUCAAGCAAAAGGAUUAAUGCUUUCUGCGAUCAGGGAUCCUAAUCCAGUUAUAUUCUUUGAACCCAAAGUCUUGUACCGACAGGCUGGUAAGAGAAUCUGUUUGCUGUUAUUGUAAAAUAAUACAAGGUGAAAUUACUUUUAACCAGGUUUGAUGAAUUUGUUUUGUUGUAUUUAACUUGUAGUUGAAGAUGUGCCAGUGGGUGAUUAUGAAUUGCCUUUAUCAAAAGCUGAAGUUCUUAUGGAAGGUUUGUAUUCAGAGAAAUUGUUAACUAAUUUCAAAGUUGACUAGUGGUAGCAAGCAUCAGUGACAAGUGACAUAAGUAAUAAGACUGGUCUCUUCUGGAUGCUUCUAUUUGUUUCACUGAAUAUGAGAAUGCCUGAUUACAGGGGGAAGGAUUAACUCCCCUGCCCUCUCAGAAAGACAGCUGAUUCCCCAGAGUCUCUACACACUAAGUCUAAUCUAGCCCACGUGCAGGCCCACCAAGGGCUAGGUCUAAUCAUGUGGAAUGUGUACACACUAUGUACCUAUUUUUUGUUCCAGGAUCUGAUGUUACAAUGGUAGGUUGGGGAACUCAAUUGCACAUCUUACGGGAGGUUGCAAACAUGGCAAAAGACCAAUUAGGUGUUUCCUGUGAGUUGAUAGAUCUGAGGACGAUUUUACCUUGGGAUAUUGAAACUAUAGAACAGGUUUGUACCAGAAACUAUGCACAGUGAGUCCCAGCUAUACAAUUGUUCAUGCUUGCAUAACAUGAUAAUUGUUUCUUCAACUUUCAUAUUCAACUAUUUUUUAUAGUCUGUGAACAAAACUGGGCGGCUAAUGAUUGCACAUGAGGCUCCAAAGACGAGUGGGUUUGGUGCUGAAAUAGCUAGUACAAUACAGGUGGGUAUCUCUUCUAUAUUUUAGUUCAUAUAUUUUACCAAAUUAUGAAUGUGCAACACUUUUCUUAAUGCAUACAAUUAUCUGAUAGAGAGUGUUAAAAAUCAUCUGGUAAUAGACAAAGUAAAAUUGUAUGGUGUAUGAAGACAUAGUAAAAUUGUCUGGCAUUAGACAGCAUGCAGGUCUGUUCAUGGCUAACACAACACAUGGAGUAGUUGGUUGGCAAUGAUGUGGAAAACUCUUGUCUUGACAAGUAAAAUCAUUCCCUAUGCUCUAUUUUUCUUAUUUCUUUAGGAGCGCUGUUUCCUAUCACUAGAAGCUCCAAUUCAACGUGUAUGCGGCUGGGACACACCGUUUCCUCAUAUAUUUGAACCUUUUUACAUUCCUGAUAAAUGGAGGUGUUUUGAAGCAAUUAAGAAAAUGACAAAUUUCUAGUUACGUUUCCUAGAAUAUAACGUUACAAUUGAAUUCCAGAAAAUAAGGGAGAUUUAAAUUCAGGGCAGCAACUUGGUUGGAAGAAAACAGAGCUCACAUAAUUUUAUGGGUUGGAAUCCUGAAUUUAAAUCCCAUUUUGAGGAAUUCAGUUCACAACAUGAUCUAAUAAAAAUAACAUAAUAAAGGUCUUUGUUAUGCGAGCUACUGUACUCCUCCACAUUGAAAAUGACAAUGGUUGCUAUAACAAUGAAGUUCAAUGGUGAAUGGUUGCUAUAUUAGUGGGCAAGACCCCAGUUACAUAAUACCGGAUCCGCUUGCCACAGAAUCAAAUUUAACAGUUUCAGGAAUCUUGAAAUUGCGGUUGUUUUAUAACAAAAAGAUCAGAAGGUGAACGGCAUAAAGUUGAUGUCAUGUGGUUGAAUGUCACGUAUAAUUCCUGUAAACAAGUCUGACAAAGUGAACCGGUAUCGUGUUUAUGAGAAAAGUUUGGCACAAAAUUUACAGAAAAAAUAGUGUAAAGUAGUACAGGUACCUGUGAUCAUUCCUAAUGGCUUUUAGCGGCACCUUCCUCUUCUUUCUGUUAUCUUUUUGUAUUUUUUUCUUCGUAAAAUGCCUUCCUGCAGCGAAAAUUCUUGUGCCGUUUAUUAAUAUAUUCCCGCCUCAAGUUGACAACCAAUGAGAUACUAAUAUUUGCAAAUAUAUAGUUGGGAGAAUUUACCUUCAAUCGUAAAAUGGCGAGGAAAAUGCUAAUUAGUUC
Messenger RNA from Paramuricea clavata, 5094 nucleotides. NCBI's taxonomy places the organism in Eukaryota, Metazoa, Cnidaria, Anthozoa, Malacalcyonacea, Plexauridae. The record is from the annotation of a GenBank genome assembly.